Thamnophis sirtalis is the source of this 3175-nucleotide messenger RNA. It is a transcript of the gene DYRK2, whose product is annotated as dual specificity tyrosine phosphorylation regulated kinase 2. Gene Ontology annotation, cellular component: cytoskeleton; cytoplasm; nucleus. Gene Ontology annotation, biological process: peptidyl-threonine phosphorylation; peptidyl-serine phosphorylation. The record is from RefSeq and is a predicted model, not a curated record. Gene Ontology annotation, molecular function: protein serine/threonine kinase activity; ATP binding; protein serine/threonine/tyrosine kinase activity. NCBI's taxonomy places the organism in Eukaryota, Metazoa, Chordata, Lepidosauria, Squamata, Natricidae.
GCUGUUGUUUAACGGGAGGGACCGGGGAUCCUGGAAACUGGCGAGGUGAUGCGUUUCGGGCGGGGGACGGCGGCGGCGUUCCUGCUGCUGCCGCCGCCGUCUCUGGAACCGCUGGAGAAGGAAGACGAGGAAGAGGCGGUGGCAGCGGGGGCUGGGAUCAAGGAGAGCUGGUGCCCGGCGGGCCCGGGCUCGGCGGCGACGGAUGCCGCGGAGGGACGUGCGGCUGCCCGGCGUAGCUGCUCUUUUCUGGAAGACGGCUGCCUUCGGAAAGACGGUGGGGACCGCCGGUCGCGGAGGCCGAACCCCAGAGGCGGCCGCGAUCCGGAGAAGUCGCGGCAGCCCUGAAAUGUAUUCCCCUUUCCCUCCCCGUCAGCGGCCAUGUUAACCACCAGGAAACCGUCUGCCGCCAGUGUCGCUGCGGCUAGUGCCGGUGGAGCUGCCUCGGCCGCCGCUUGCCCAGCCGGGAGCAGGGGAGGAGGAGGAGAAAGCAGCCGCCAGUUCCAGUCUUCCCCAGGGAUCGGGGCUGGACGAACUUCCCGGACGGGCGCUGGGAUCGGACCGCCGUCCCCGAUCGCUUUGCCGCCGCUGAAGUCCAGCAGCGCAGCCCACACGGUUGGUGGAAAUAAGCACACCAUGAAUGAGCAUCUACAUGUUACCAGCCAUGGGCAGAUCCAACAGCUCUUUGAAGAUAAUAGUAACAAAAGGACAGUUCUAUCCACACAACCAAAUGGGCUUGCAACAGUAACAAAAUCAGGACUGCCAGUGGUACAAGAUAGACAACUUGAGAGCUGUCAUAGGCGUCAGGGAAGCUCCAACUCCUUGAAAUCUACUGAAGGGCCAGGAAAAUUAAAAGCUACUCCCAUGACUCCCGAUCAAGCAAUGAAGCAAUACGUGCAAAAGCUAACAGCCUUUGAGCAUCAUGAGAUCUUCAGCUACCCUGAAAUAUAUUUCUUGGGUCCAAAUGCAAAGAAAAGGCAAGGUGUCAUUAGUGGUCCAAACAAUUGUGGAUAUGAUGAUGACCAGGGAUCUUAUGUACAAGUACCCCAUGAUCAUAUAUCAUACAGAUAUGAAGUUCUUAAAGUUAUAGGGAAAGGAAGUUUUGGACAAGUGGUAAAGGCAUAUGAUCACAAGAUGCAUCAACAUGUUGCUCUGAAGAUGGUGAGAAAUGAGAAGCGUUUUCACCGCCAAGCUGCAGAAGAGAUUAAAAUUCUGGAGCACCUUAAAAAACAGGAUAAAGAUAAUAACAUGAAUGUUAUACACAUGCUGGAGAACUUCACAUUCCGCAACCAUAUAUGUAUGACAUUUGAGUUGCUGAGCAUGAACCUUUAUGAGCUCAUUAAGAAAAAUAAAUUUCAGGGCUUUAGCCUGCCUUUGGUUCGCAAAUUUGCCCACUCCAUUUUGCAGUGCUUGGAUGCUUUGCACAAAAACAGAAUAAUUCACUGUGACCUUAAACCAGAAAACAUUCUGUUAAAACAACAGGGUAGGAGUGGUAUUAAAGUGAUUGAUUUUGGCUCUAGCUGUUAUGAGCACCAGCGCGUCUAUACAUAUAUCCAAUCACGUUUUUACCGUGCUCCUGAAGUCAUCCUUGGUGCUCGAUAUGGGAUGCCAAUAGAUAUGUGGAGCCUGGGCUGCAUUCUUGCUGAACUCUUAACAGGAUAUCCUCUCUUACCAGGAGAAGAUGAAGGAGAUCAGCUGGCUUGUAUGAUAGAACUUUUGGGUAUGCCUUCCAGGAAACUACUGGAUUCAUCAAAAAGAGCAAAGAAUUUUGUGAGCUCCAAGGGCUACCCCCGAUACUGUUCCAUUACUACCUUGUCAGAUGGUUCUGUUGUGCUUAAUGGUGGACGUUCCAGGCGGGGCAAAGUGCGUGGCGCCCCAGAGAGCAGAGAAUGGGGGAGUGCAUUGAAAGGAUGUGAUGAUCCGCUCUUCCUCGAUUUCUUGAAACAGUGUUUAGAGUGGGAUCCAAUGCUGCGUAUGACACCCAGUCAGGCUUUACGGCAUCCCUGGCUAAGGAGACGUUUGCCAAAGCCGCCAACUGGGGAGAAGACUUCAGCAAAAAGAAUCACAGAAAGCACUGGUGCUAUCACAUCCAUUUCCAAGUUACCUCCAACUUCAAACUCAGCUUCAAAACUGAGAACUAAUCUGGCACAGAUGACGGAUGCCAAUGGGAAUAUUCAGCAGAGGACAGUGUUGCCAAAGCUUGUGAGCUGAGGUUUGAAUAAUCUAAUGCUGAUUAAAAUAAAGGGAGAGAGAGAGAGAGAAAUUGCGCAAUUAUGUCACUGAGCCUUAUUCACAUGAAAAAGAAGCUCAGAUUUCUAUUUUUAUUUGAUCAAUAUCUUUAAACAUUUGUAUUUUUUUCAUUGAUUACUUUAAAUGUGUUAAGCAUGGUUUUGAUUUUAUAAAAAAACAACAUGGGGAUAAUGCUUUAAGUUUUUACACUUUUUUAAAUGAAAUGUUUCUCUUGUAAACAACAAUUAGCCUUAUCAUGAAAUUUGUAUGGCACAACGAGGUGUCAGUGGCAGGCCACUGGUAACUAUCUAAGCUUGAUCUUUUUAGCUAGGUGAGGAAAAGAAGAGUAAAUUCCUUUUCCUCAUCAUGGCUUUCUUAGGAGUGAAUUUUAAUACUUUCUUAUCAUUGCUUUUGUUAUAGCAGUAGGCUUCAUUCCUAUAAGCAUUUAUUCAUAUUUUCAUGCAAUGAUCUAGAAAAUAUUCAGGGCUACAAGUGAGGUUUUGCAUGGCUGUUUGUGGUUCUGUCGGUAGUAUGGAUUAUUUACAGAAUGGCACAUAACAUUGUUAAAAUAUCCCAAUAGAGCAUCCACAAAGGGCUUACUUCAUGCUCAUAACAUUCCUUUAACAAUUCUCUAUCAAAUAUCCAGGAAGAAAUACUGAAAUUUGAUGCAAAGUUUCUGAAGAUACAAUAUUUACAUUAAAAAAGCCCAAACUUAUUCCACUAUUUAGCUAAUGUAAAAGUAAACAUUUAUAGCAUGAAAAUGUGCUAUUUGGCAUAUUUAUGAACCUCAGAGAACAGUCCUGAAUCUGUUCAUUUGGAAGUAAUUUCCACUCCUUUAAUGGAAUUUGUAAAAAUAAUAAAGGUAGGAUAAAAAUAAAUUUUAAAAAAUAGGGAUCGAGCUUAAAUACUUUAGACUGCAACUCACUCAGCUGUUCCUCUGAAUUAAAUU